This is a messenger RNA of Neofelis nebulosa (Clouded leopard), 3435 nucleotides long. RefSeq lists its product as uncharacterized. The record is from RefSeq and is a predicted model, not a curated record. The transcript is spliced from 4 exons. Bases 1714 to 2619 code for a protein of 301 amino acids. Lineage: Eukaryota; Metazoa; Chordata; Mammalia; Carnivora; Felidae.
GCCCUGCUUCCUGGGCCUCUGUUUACAGGGACCAUAAUUACAAGAUUAACAGAGGCGAGAUAUCCUGAGGUGGGAAGGCCCUUCCUCUCCGGGUUGCGCGUCCGUGAAUCUUCGGGCAACAGAGCUAGGGGAGGCAGGGCUGUGUGUGGUGACAGCUUCCCCCCGGGAUGGCAACCGGCCUUUCACGCUUCAGGAGCCUUCAGAAGCUUCUGGGAGGAGCCCCGGGUUCAGUUUAGAGAAUUACUGCUUCUCCUUUACGCAUCGAAUGGGCUCGGGCCACUCGGAUCGCAGAGGCCAGAACGUGACCCAGGUCCGGUCAGCAAUGGUCACCAGGACUGGGCCAGGGGUGGGCACCUGAGCCAGUUGGAGCCAGGAAGAGCCAGCUCUGGAACUUUGUUGGAAGCAUCUGGAAAGGGAAGCUCCCUUUGUGUCGGGCUUGCUGGGGGCACCUCCCUGCCCACCCACAUGGCUCCAGAUGUGUCUGCGUGCCUAUCAUGACCCUGACCGCAUCAAAGGAGUAACCAAGGUGACCCCGGGAUAAUAGACACCGGCUUCAUGCUAUGAAGUCCAUCUGUGUGGAAAGCCCCAGAAUCUCAGAGCAUCCAGCAGGCUCCUGGGAGAGAGGGAAGAGAAGGGGAGGAGAGAGAAGGGGAUUUCCGGAUUCUUCCUGAACAUUCAUGACCACCCUGGGCAGCAGCCUGACAGAUAAGUAUUCCAACUUACCAGUGCCGCUCCCCCUCCCCCCACUGCCCCCCCUGCCCUCUCUAGGUCCGUGCAUGAAAGCGUAGAAUCUCUCACAAUCCUGUGGGAGGGAAAUUGGCGAGGCCACUUUUCAACCCCUCCGCGUCACAGACCAAGACCUUGUCCCCAUUAUAUGGGGCCCCAGACAGGGGCGUUUCCACCCCGCUUUUUGGCACGGAAGCCAGUAUUUUGUCAGUUCCGCCAUGAGGACCUUCUGUAGGCUGGAGUUUGGCGACCUCCUCUUGAGUCCCUGUCGACCUGGUGUCAGAAGGAGACUGGGGACUCCGGGCGGCUCUUCUCAGUUCCGGCCCUUUGUCAUCAUAUUUGUGAGACUUGGCCAGGGCCCCCUUUACUUGGCAGUUGGGCGGGGAGGCCGACACUGUGAUGAUGGGCCAUGUUCUCUUCUCCGGGUCUGGACCCGUGUCCCGAGUCUCAGGCGCCUGUAGAGAGCGCUGGGCGCACACUGAGCGGUCCCCUGACUCUCCCGGCACGGGUCUGCCAGCUGAUGAAGAUAGCUUAGCUGUCACCAGGAGCAAAACCCGGGACACGAUUCUGGGUCAGGGUUAGCAGGCCGACGGGGACAGAUGGGGGCAGAAAAAUAACUGAGGGUGAGCUGUAGCCCCCUCCCCCCCCAUUUCCUGUCCACUGCCUCAAACUGUGGGUUAGUAUUGUGCACUCUGGGUGAACGCAGGGCUGGAAGGAUCCCAAGGCUCAGAGAGAGAGAGAGAGAGAGAGAGAAAGAGAGAGAGCGGGGCAGGCUUCCCAUGGCUACACAAGAUGUCAGAGCUGAAUCCGACCUCUGGAUCCCUGACUCUGGUCCCUGCCUCCACUCAGCUGUUGCCAAGUUGACCUUGCCUUACUUUGUCCUGGGUCCCUUUCUGCUGUUGCUGGGGAACAGGGAGGUGGGUGAAGGAGCCCCCCCCCCUUAUCCCGAGGACAUUCUGGGGUGGGAGGAAGGGAGGUGGAAGGGGGAUGUGCCUGGGCCCAGCCUCCCUGGCUCUGGGGGCCUUCUCGUUAGCAGAGAGUUCUGGCCAGUUCGGGCGUGGGGAGGGGGCCUGGGUGCAGUUUCCUCCUGCAGCGUGGUGGGCUUUUUUGUCUUCCAGGAUGGGAUCUACACGGAGAAGGAGCCGGGAGCUGGGCCUGGGCUGCCAACAUGUUGUCUGGGUGCAGCCAGGUGGCUCAGCCCGGCCCCGUCUCCAGGACUCCUGCCUGGUCUUCCCUUUGGAGCCCUGGCGACUCUGGACUCUGGCCACAGUGACGCAGGGAGCAGCCUUCGGUGGUUUUCUCGGACUCUGGACAAGUCCCCAAAGCUGUCAUCCUUCCACUGAGAUAAACGCCCCUCCUGGCUGGUGCCCGGCUGAGGACAGGCCGCAGCUCUGGAGGACAGCCCGAGGGAGGGGUGUGAGGGAGCCUGGCUGCCCACUGCCCCUCUGUGUCCCACCUGGACCCCGCCUGUUGGGCCUUGCCGUCUGGGCCUGGAGGCUGCUUCUCGACCCCGUGCUGACUCGAUUCCUCUCUGUGGCCCUGCCGGUGGCCAGCCGGAGCCCCGCCUGGGCCAGGGCCCCACUGACUGCACCCUUACCACAGCUGGACACUACAGGAUGGUGCAGGGACACAGGGAUGGGCGUCAGGGUGGAGCUGCAGGGAGGACAGACAGCUUUGUGGGCUCCGUCAGCUGGAGUCUGUCUUGCGUCCUUUGCCUUGAGUGGUUCUCAUUUUUGUGGGUGCUUUUUGGAUGAGGCUUUUCUGUGCUUCUCCUCUGCCUCACGGUCGCAGGGAGGAGGUGGGCAGGGUCUGGGAGGAGCCCGGGCCUUCCCCCCAGUGUUGUUGAGGUCUUGGAGGGGGGCAGUUGGAGGGGCAGAAGGUGCCCGAUCCUGAAAGGGGAGGGUUUGCAAGAGAUGAGGAAGCCCAGGCCAGGAGGGAGACGACAAACUGAGCCUUAUUCCCACCGUCCAAAGGGACCGGGCUGGAUGCAGCCUUGUCCCCAGGUUUGAGGGGUCGGGGCAGCACGGCCUGAUGACAGACCCCCUGUUUGCUGUUGCACUCGUCUUUCAUUCUGUCCUGGGGGGGCAAAGGCAGGCAGGGCGGGCCCCACGCACACGGCCCCCCCCCCCCCCUGCCGUCAAAGGCUUACCUCCAUAAGCAUCUCUCCAUUCUCCCCUCAUUCUGGCCCCUCUGGAGGGGAUGGUCUGGUGCCUGCACAGGAGCGGCCCGUGGCCUUCCAUAGGCAAGCUUCAAAGCUGGGAGUGCUUUUCCCGGGGUGGAGAGGGGGCCUGUGUUAGCUCGAGCCUCUGUGACAGAAUAGCGCAGCCUGGGCAGGGCGGGGCUCAAACAGCAGAAAUGUGUUUUCUUAUAGUUGUGGCAGCUGGAAAGCCAAGAUCAAGGUGCCAGGGUUGGCUUCUUCUGAGGCCUCUCUCCUCGGCUUGCAGAUGGCCACCUUCUCACUGUGUCCUCACGUGGCCUUUUCUCUGUGCACAUGUACGGGGUGGGUGGGGGGGAGCGGAGUGAGGCGGAGGGACAGAUCUGGUGUCACUUCCUCUUUUUAUAAGGAGGCCGGUCCUAUCUUAUUAGGGUCCCAUGCUUAUGGCCUCGUUGAACCUUAAUGUCCUUGGUAAAAGCCCCAUCUCCAAAUAUGGCUACACUGGGGGUAGCCAUAUGGCUUCAACCUACGAAUUUGGGGAGGGGGACACGAUC